UCCUCCGCGCUCCCCCGGCGGGGCCCCAGCCCGGACUACGAGCCCCGUGGUGCCCGGCGGCGGCGCGGCUGCGCGGCCGGCCAGGGGGCGGUGGCGGAAGCGGCGAAGGGCCCCGCCCGCCGAGGCCGGGCCGGGCCGGGCUGUUGCCGCCAUGCCCCGGGACAACAUGGCCUCCCUGAUCCAGCGGGUGGCGCGGCAGGCGCGCAUCACCUUCCGCAGCCCGGCGGGCCCAGCUUUCGGGGAGAACCUGCACCGUCUGCAGCAGCUGCUGGACGAGGUGCGCGCCGAGGACUUGCACUUGGCUCCGCGGGGGCCUUCGGCCGCGGCCGCGGCGGCGGCGGGCGGGGGUCCGCCGUGGGCCGGCGUGGUGCCUCCUGUCAGCUACAUGCACAUCUGCGAGACGGAGAGCUUCAGCAUGGGCGUAUUUCUGCUGCGGAGCGGCGCCUGCAUCCCGCUGCACGACCACCCAGGCAUGAACGGCAUGCUGAAGGUGCUGUACGGCACGCUGCGCAUCGCCUGCAUGGACACGCUGCCCGCUGGGGCCGCCGGGGCCGCCGCUGCCCCGCCGCUCCCCGCCGCUGGCAGCGGGCCGUGUCUGCGCGCCCUUUUCCGCUCCCGCCAGCACUACACGCCCGCCUCACCGCCCUGCCUGCUCUCGCCGCACACCGACAACCUUCACCAAAUCGACGCCGUGGACGGGCCUGCCGCCUUCCUCGACAUCCUAGCGCCGCCCUACGACCCCCAGCACGGCCGGGACUGCCACUACUACCGGCUGCUGGAGGGGCCGCCGGCGGGCGCGGAGCCGCCCGCGCUGCCACGGGAGGUGUGGCUGGUGGAGACCCCGCAGGCCGCCGACUUCUGGUGCGGGGGCGAGCCCUAUCCUGGGCCUCGCGUCUGCCUCUGAGUCGCCGCCGGCGGCUUGUGCCGGGCGGCGCCUCUGGGGACGAUGUGCGUUCGCCCCGCCGAAAGGGGAACUCGCCGCCCCCGGCCCGGCCACCCCUCCGAGCCCGCCGGACAGCAGCACCGCGGGGACGCGGUGUUUCGUGCUGGCUAGAGCUUCGUGGGAGUGCCGUGGGUCAGAGCCUUCCUCUGAUCACGGGCUUCGUGAGUCGGAGAAAUAAAGCGCCAGAACGUGUUUAUGCCCUUGGGGCCGAUGUGCGGGAGCAGCACGGCUGAGCUGCUCAGCUGAAGGGCCGGGGAAAUAUUCCAGUAUCCUGUGUAAAUAAUUAGGGCCAUGCGUCAGGGAGGGGAGUUCAGGCUCCAGAGGGAGAGUAAAUGCCAUAAGAAUUGUCGCAGGGUGCCCGGCUUUUCCCAAUGGGGCUCCCACUGCCAGAGCCAGCUGGCACCACAGGACCAGGGGACUGUACCCGCGGAGUUUGGGAAGGAGGGGUUGAUCUGGCUACAGCCUUUGGGGACUGUCUCCAGAGCAAUUCUCAAGAAGAGCUGUACCCUGCUAGUAAAAAACAAAUCCAGAACAACUGAGCCAGGACAUACUCCUCCAGUAAAUGCCAGUGAUCAAUCCCCAGGGCUGGAGUUAAGGAAAUUACUGCUCCAAAUGGACACGGUCAGGUUCGGAGUUACUUUUCAACAGUUCUUUAAAGUGUUGUAUACAAGGUCUCACUAUUGCAACUGAGAAUUACCGAAUGCAUCUAUGCAUACUUCCUUCAGCUAGAAGGAGACAGCUGCUAAUUAACCUCGCUUGGAACUUCUAACACAGCCAGUGGCAGAAGGUGGCAGAAACUGGGCAUCAUAAGAGAAAAAAACGACUAUCCACUGUUGUGGACACUAUUGUAGAAACAGCAUAUUUGCAAACCCUCAGUAUACAGCAGUGCAUACCCUAGGUACUGAUAGAAUUCGAUCUGGUGUCUUCUCUUUAACAAGUGGUGUGUGUUUUUAUACUCCUUGGGCUUUUGAAACCUUUCAGUUUCCCUCUUUAUACUAUUUAUAAAGACUACUUUUUCAUAAGGCUUUUAAAUAAAUGUAGAUUAGAAGAGACACCAUGAGGUUCACCUUGCUAUGAUAGAAGUGGUCUGGAGAUGCAGUUUGUCCACAGCAGGGGUGCAGUCUUUCUAACAUGGGAGAAAGUUUUUAUAGAAGUGAAAUGCCGCAUCUGUGCUGCAGGGACUGGUCUCAUGCCUGUUUAUCCUAACGCACACUUCAUACCACAAACCCAGGCCAGGACUGCCUUGGCCAUCUUACUCAGGAUGUGAGAAUUUGAGUAAGAAAACACAACUUAGCAACCUCCUAAGUGAUGUUCCAACCUGCUCCAGAAAUCAUUUCACAACUGGCUUUACUUUUCUGUGUAUUUAUAAAAGCAGACUUGUUUUUCCUGUACAGUGGCUUGUACGUGUGAAUUUUUAAAUUAGUCUGAUAUCGCAUUGCUGCUUUUUUUUUUCCCCCUGGCCUGUGAAAGAAUGAAUGUAAUAUACAGUCAGCAUUAUGCAUACAUGGAUUAAUUCUUUUGCAAAGAAAAAUUGGUAGAAAUUAUUUCAGGUGAUUUUCAUUUAUUCUUAGAGCACUUAAAGGUGUCUGAUAUUUCUGCAGCUGGCUUACCUGUUUUUCUAGGAAUUCCCCUGCAGCUUAGCUUUAGUUAAUGUUUAACAAUUCUCGAUCAUUAAUUAUAGGGCAAUGCCUCCCUCUCUUACAGCCUGUUUCUACCUCUCUCCAAGCCUAAACAAAGGCAGUUAUCCUUUUUCUGAAGUCCACAAAGAAGAUAGCAUAGUGCAUAGUGCAGAAGAUAGCAUAGCAUAGUGCAUGCAAACAGCUGUAUUGGAAAAACAAACUGCGACAGUGAGCAUUUUUUAUCCCAUCUGCUCUAUCCUCCCCUUAGGUCUUUCUGCUGAGUUUUUAUGUUUUUUUCCUCCGUGUGUAAAAUGUAGUCAAGAUGUUUAGUGGGACAGUAUUUAAUGCAUCUUUCUCAAGAAGACAGUAUGGUUAUGCUGUGCAGUGCUGUUAACUAUAGCAAAACUUUUUUUUUAUUAUUUUUUUUAAUUAAACUGUUAGUAUCAAAGUAUUUAAAGCUGGAAAAAUAGCAAAGAAAACCUGAGAUGCAUUUUUUAAAAAAGCCUUCCUUACUCACUAAUUGAAGCUUACUUCCAAUGUUUUGGAUACCUGUAAGCAGAAGGUUUUAGUCUGUAAUGCUGUUCCUUCUCUCUGCACUCUCCUUAUUGUGUUUUCACACAGCAAAGUAACUGUUAUUGCUGAAUUGUAGAAUAAAUACAGGAUAUCUCACCACUGA
Oenanthe melanoleuca is the source of this 3238-nucleotide messenger RNA. RefSeq names its product 2-aminoethanethiol dioxygenase (gene ADO). Gene Ontology annotation, cellular component: mitochondrion. The record is from RefSeq and is a predicted model, not a curated record. Gene Ontology annotation, molecular function: oxidoreductase activity, acting on single donors with incorporation of molecular oxygen, incorporation of two atoms of oxygen. The transcript has a single exon. Bases 152 to 904 code for a protein of 250 amino acids. Lineage: Eukaryota; Metazoa; Chordata; Aves; Passeriformes; Muscicapidae.